Molecule: messenger RNA, 1927 nt
Organism: Annulohypoxylon maeteangense
Lineage: Eukaryota; Fungi; Ascomycota; Sordariomycetes; Xylariales; Hypoxylaceae
Product: allantoate permease
Exons: 4
Coding region: 315-1820 (501 amino acids)
Biological process (GO): transmembrane transport
Cellular component (GO): membrane
Molecular function (GO): transmembrane transporter activity
Source: RefSeq, a predicted model, not a curated record
UAUGUGAUGCGGGGGUCUGCAAUUCGCCCCGGUCGUAAUCUAGGCAGAUACCGAUUGGCAAGUUGAUAGACACGAGGGUCUUGAUGUCGUUUGGCAGAUAAUUCAGGGAUAUCUACUAGGCAGAUUAUCAGAUAUCUGCGCCUGUACACAGCGCUAUAUUUCAUGAUAGAGCAGCAAAGAUAACGUCGUUCCUGGUAUAAAGAGAAGACAGCACCUGCGAGGGGUGCUCAUUCACGCCACGCCUGUCGCAACAAUCACGCUGAUCCGUGACCGAUCCGCAGCCCUAUCUAGAAAUAUCUGUUGACAUUCCCGACAUGUCGGACAUCAAGAAAGAUGAGCCUGUUUCGCUGGCUGUCGUUUGUACAAACAACUACACGAAGGUCGUUCUGUCCGAAGAACAACUAGAGCUCGAGCGGGCACUGCAAAACUAUGUGCCAGACACGGAGGCGGAAAAGCGACUGGUUCGCAAGUUGGAUUGGUACAUGAUGCCAGCCCUCUGGUUCAUGUACAUUCUGGCCUACAUCGACCGACAAAAUAUUGGCAAUGCCAAAGUUGCAGGCAUGAAUCAUGACCUCGGUAUCAACGAUUCACAGUAUGCUAUGUUGGUUUCCAUCUUCUUUAUCGGAUAUUUGGUUUGUGAGGUUCCUUCAAACUUGAUCCUCACGCGAUCACGCCCUUCCUGGUAUCUCCCGAUCAUCAUGGUGCUCUGGGGCACGCUCUGUGCUCUCAUGUCGGUAGUGAAGAACUAUCAAGGUGGCCUGGCCAUUCGUUUUUUUCUCGGCUGCAUCGAAGCUGGGAUGUUUCCCGGCGUCUUGUACGUGAUGACAUGUUGGUAUAAGAAGCGUGAAGUCGGAAAGAGAUUCUCGAUCUUCUUCACAGCUUCUGUCUGCUCCGGCGCCGUGAGCGGGCUCUUAGCCGGCGCAAUCACGGGACACAUGGAAGGUGUAGCUGGGAUCCGUGGAUGGAGGUGGCUUUACCUCAUCGAAGGCUGUUGUACCAUAUUUUUCGCCUUCUUCAUGAAGUUCAUCCUGCUCGACUUCCCCGAGACGACGAAGAGAUUUAGUUUGGAAGAGCGCCAGUUGGCUGUCGUCCGCAUGAUCCACGAUCGCAAUACAAGCGCGGCCCGACACGGCAUGAAGCUCACACACUGGCAGGCCGUGAAGGCAGCCCUGGCUGACCCACGGACUUACUUCUUCGUCGUCCUGUUCGUUAUGGAUCUCGGCUCCUGCACGAUUUCCUAUUUUAUCCCUACCAUCGUCACCGCCAUGGGAUACGCUUCAGUCACCGCACAGUACAUGACGAUUCCCAUCUGGAUGGUCGGCGCCGUAUUCCUCGUCGUCAUUUCGUGGACGGCCGAUAAGACGAGAGAUCGACGGUGGCACAUCGCAGGGUGUCUUGGCCUCAGCUUCAUCUGUACGAUCGUCUGCGUCACCGUAUCGAAUGCGAUUGUCCAGUACGUCAUGCUGUGCUUCUAUAUAGCUGGUCUUUACACGGCUUUGCCACUGAUCCUCAACUGGGCUUCGGAGGUGAUAGCUCUGCCGGCGGAGAAGCGCGCCGUCGUCGUGGCCCUGACGAACUCUGUAGGCAACCUGUCCGCCGUAUAUGGCAGCCGGCUCUGGCCCACCAGCGACGGGCCUCAAUUUGUCAAGGGGUUUGCCACCACAGGUGCUUUCACCGGUUUCGGCACGCUUCUGGCGAUCUGCAUUCCUAUAAUAUUCAAUUACUUACCGAAGGAGGGACGGACGAGGGCGGAGCUGGAAAUAUUGGCGCGCGAUCAAGCAGUCCUCGAAGGCAGGGAACCACAGGCUGGCGAAAUUUGAAGGACAACGGAAACGAUGUAGGCUCCAGGGGGUGGCAUGAGAAACGGGUGUUAUGAUGGUGUUCAAUUCAACGAUCAUGAAUGGCGCAUUUAUUCAGUACAUGGAUU